Molecule: messenger RNA, 2598 nt
Organism: Cercospora beticola
Lineage: Eukaryota; Fungi; Ascomycota; Dothideomycetes; Mycosphaerellales; Mycosphaerellaceae
Product: glycosyltransferase family 2 protein
Cellular component (GO): cell periphery; cell septum
Molecular function (GO): chitin synthase activity
Source: RefSeq, a predicted model, not a curated record
AUGAACUUCGCGCGAAUUACUGACGAUGGAAUACCAUCAAUCCGGGACCCAUGGCCGGUCAAAGACAUUGUUUACGUCGGCAUUGUGGGUCCGUUGAUGCUCGCAGCAUUUUUCGAAUGGGCGCUUUGGCUGGUCGCAUUUCUCUACUGCCUGGGGAAAUGCUUCGUCAAGGCUGGUGGCAGUACGAAAUGGUCGACUCGAGUUCUGGCCGUCCUUCUCAUGAUCAUUUUCAGCUGCUUGAGACUGGUCUUCCUACCAAUCAUGGUCGUCACGCUCCCGCUUCCGGCUCAAGUCGUGCAGUACUUUCCGAAGACUAUGGUGAGCGUGCUCCAAUGGUUCGCUUUCUGUUCUUUCGCCGGUCUACUCACCAUACCUUGGCUGCUUUGCGUUUACCAACUGGUAACACACAACGUCGGGAGACAGAAAAGAAUCAAGACAGUCCUGGAUGAACACUCAGCGCCGAAGGUCGUCAUUGUGAUGCCGUGCUACAACGAGAAGCCCGAAGUCCUGCUCACUACCGUGGACUCGAUUGUGGAUUGCGAGUACCCGCCAUCCUGCAUGCAUGUGUUCCUUAGCUUCGACGGAGAAAAGGAAAAUGAGUUGUUCCUGAAGACAAUCGAUCGCUUAGGAGUACCAAUCACACUGGAACACUAUCCUAAGAGCAUCGACGUCAAAUACCGAGGCUGCAGGAUCACCGUGUCUCGCUUUCCUCAUGGCGGGAAGCGUAGCGUCCAGAAGAAAACCUACAGACUCAUUGACAAAGUCUAUGAGAAUUACCUUCGAAAACAUGACAAUCUUUUCAUGUUGUUCAUUGACUCCGACUGUAUCCUCGACAAAUACUGCAUCCAGAACUUCAUGUAUGAGAUGGAGCUCAAGCCCGGUAGCAAGCAUAACAAACUUGCAAUGACGGGCGUUAUAACCUCGACGACCAAGAGACACUCCUUGAUUACUGUUCUGCAAGAUAUGGAGUACGUACAUGGGCAGCUUUUUGAACGAAGCGUCGAGAGUGCAUGCGGCGCCGUCACUUGUCUACCUGGAGCACUGACGAUCCUACGCUUCUCCGCAUUCCGGCAAAUGGCAAAAUACUACUUCGCAGACAAGGCGGAGCAGUGCGAUGACAUGUUCGACUACGGCAAGUGUCAUCUCGGCGAGGACAGAUGGCUCACGCACCUAUUCAUGAUUGGCGCCACCGAGAGGUAUCAGAUCGCGAUGAACACAAGCGCAUUCUGCAAGACGGAGGCAGUAGACACAUACAGGAGUCUUCUGAAGCAGCGCAGACGUUGGUUUCUCGGUUUCAUCACGAACGAGGCCUGUAUGCUCACGGACGUGAGGCUCUGGAAGCGCUACCCUCUUCUGCUCAUCUUACGCCUGGCACAAAACACGAUCCGGACCACUGCGCUGCUUUUCUUCAUCAUGGUUAUCUCCAUCUGUACCACCUCCCAGGAAGUGGCAAACCUUCCUGUCGGAUUUCUCGCUGUCUCUCUUGGACUGAAUUGGGCGCUGAUGUUCUAUUUUGGCGCGGUACUCGGAAGAUACAAGAUCAUGCUCUAUCCACUUAUGUUUGUUCUCAACCCAUUCUUUAAUUGGGUAUACAUGGUAUACGGUAUCUGCACGGCCUCUGAUAGAACUUGGGGUGGGCCAAGAGCAGAUGCUGCAGAGGCAGACGAAAAGACGACUCCCGCGCAGGCGAUAUCCAAUGCUCUUGCGGCUGGCGACGAAUUGAACAUCAAGCCAGAGACGUUCCGACCGAAUGCAGAAUCUCGACCACCAUUGAUGCCAUCGGACUCACUCGAAGGUCGAUUUGCGCCAGCCGAGCAAGCACCUGGUGGCUUUUACAGACAGGUGAAGCCCUCUCCCCGCUUGCACUCGGACAUGACUCCAAGGGAGCAAGAAGUCGGUGUACGUCGCGAUAGGUCACAGGACUCUUACACGUCUGAAUGGAGCUCUGGUGACUCUCGCAACUCUUUGUCAAUGCCACGCAGAGUGGAAAGCAUCGUUGGCCCCGAAAUCACAGCGGCAUAUCACCAGCGACAAGCCCAGCAGCGACCGGCUGGAGGCGCUUUCUUCGAGUCCGGAUUAUACGAUGACGAAGAAGAACUUCGACGGGAGACAGAGAAGCGAUCCGCCAGCUUGGAGCGACCUCGACAAACUGCUACACGCUCGGUGUCUGCUGACAGUACGAGGUCGGGCGACUCAUCGGUCGAAAUGCACUUCCCGGUCCAAACUGCCCCCUUAGCCCAACCGCCAAGUCCACGCGUACGAAUACCAACCAGAACAGGCGAUGCAUCGCCAAAUCGUGGAUCUCCGCCGACCGGAUUGGCUGCUCCUCUGACCUCCUACCACCCAAAUGGCCGCUCGGGCGCUGGAUCUCGCAUCGGAAAGAGUCCCUUGACGCGCAAGAGCUUCACUCGCUUGGCAACCGACGAUGCUCCAUCUACAGCUGGUACUUCCACUGAAGUCGAAGUGCGGGUGCCGAGGAGAAGCUCGACCGAGGAAGAUGUACCGAGAGGGCGAAGACGGAGAACGAGCAUGGGCCCAGACGGUCGACGUCGGCUCAGUAAGCAGGCUCCAGGAAGCAGAUCAACGAGCAGGGCCUGA